GAGUCAGUCGGGCACAUGUAAAAAAAAAAAAAAAAAAAAAAAAAAAAAAAAAAAAAAAUGAAGUCCAUGUUUUUGUUCAUUUUCAUCAUUUGGUUUGCAGCUGCAGAGCUAAAACCCCGGAAAGGGUCCGGUGUGGUGUGUACUUUCAAAGACAAGACAUAUAUCCCAGGAGACAGCUGGCAUCCUUAUCUAGAGCCUUUUGGGUACAUGUUCUGCAUACGCUGCGUCUGCACAGAGACAGGCCAUGUGAAAUGUAACACAAUCAAGUGCCCUGUCCUGCCAUGUGAAAACCCUGUAGCUGAGCCUCAGCAAUGCUGUCCGAGAUGCACAGACGAGCCGAGGAUUCCUGCAGGGCUGAGGGCUUCGGUGAAAUCCUGCAGGUAUAAUGGGAGCAUUUAUCAGCCCGGGGAGACAUUCACCAAACACAACCUCUUCCCAUCCAAGCAAAGCAAUCAGUGUGUUAUGUGCACAUGCUCUGAUGGAAACAUCUUCUGUGCUCUGAAAACCUGCCAACCUAUCACCUGUUCCUCCCCCGCGUCUGUUCCAGAUACCUGCUGUUUGCUUUGUAAAGAUCAUGGCAUCAGUGGGUCCUCAUCAACUGAGGAUGGAAACCAUCAGCUAAACAGAGGAGUUAGGCAUUCGGUUGAUCAGUGCUCUGGAGAACAGAGUAGGGUGCGGUCCAACCGCGCCACGGCACCCAGGACCUCUCCUAGAGGCCUGAGUCUCAGUAAACUCAACCUUAAAGGGGCUUCAGAGACCACCGUGAAGAUUUUGUUGCAGAGGAAACACCAAAGAGCGUGUUUAUACAAUGGCAAGACAUACUCUCAUGGAGACAUGUGGCACCCAGUUUUGGGUAAAGUCCUGGAAUGCAUCCUGUGCACUUGUACUGACGGGAUCUCAGACUGCAAACGCAUCACAUGUCCUACCCAGUACCCUUGCCAACAUCCUAUGAAAUCAGCGGGAAAGUGCUGCAAGACUUGUCCAGAGACUAAAGCUGAAAGUAACCAGACCCAGUGCUAUCUCGGACAUAAAAAUAACCUCUUGGUGUAUAAAGUUGAAUCAGCUCUGAAUGUUGACUCACCCAACACAGUUAGGAUCAUUGCUGUUGAAAGACAAAGUACUGCUGAAGUUGAAGUACAAGUAUGGAACACUAUAGAAGGCGUUUUACAAUUAAUGGAAAUUGGCGACAUUCAAAGGAAAGACAUUUUGGAUCAUCCAGAGAACUGCACGUUGCUCACAACACUCGAUGAAGAGACAUGGAGAAAAUUUAAAGAGGAAGGAGAAAAUCUGAGUAAAGCUCCUCAGACCACGAUUUGUGAAGAUGGCAUUCGGGAGAUUGUGACUUUCCUAAAUCCUAAGCAAACUGAAGGCCUGUGUUCACCCUAAUUGUCACUCUUUGUAUCGUUAUUCAGAAUAACUACUUGGAUUUGCAAGUCAAAUAUAUUAUCUAUACUGUUGUUAAUCCAUCAUUGACCAUCAUGUUUAAUCAUCACAUAUUUUAGUUUUAAACUGUUAGGUUGCACAGCACAGGCUGCAGCAGUGCGCUCGACAGCUGACUUGCUUAUGAUGUGUACUUGUAAUAAUUCAAAAACUAUCAUGAAUUUAGCUAGGUGCUAUAAUUAUAAACAAAAUGUGAACAUGUGAAUAAGAAAUGUAGAUUUCUUAGCAGCUUCAUUCAGUUGUAAUUUUGGGACGAAGGCUUCAAAGACUGUUUUGGCAUUCACUCAGUGGGAUCAGUAUUUGUGGAAGAAAAAACAGCUUUGCUUAAGUACAUGAAAGGAACUUGUAUUUUAAUAUAAGUUGGGAUAGAAGCCACAUUUUGUUUGUUUGUGUGAUCAUCAAAGUAUUUAUUGUAAAUACAGCAAGUUUUUGUCGCCUUAUUUAAAGGGUAUUGUUUCCUAUAUGAUUUCUGUGUAUAUACAUGUGACUGCUUGAAUGUUUUUCUUUUUUUUCUUGAAGUAGUUUCAGGCAUUACAUGGGGGUAAAUGCACAGCUUUUUACAAUUGUGCCUUUUCUGUUGUUAGCUAAAGACCUAUUGUAGCUUCUUUUUGUAUGCAGCUGCACAGUUUGUUGUAAUAUCCUGACAUUUUACUGCUCCACAUACCUUUUGUGUAUUUUAUAGUGGCUGAUGUAGUUGAAUGCACUCUGUACCACCCCUCAUGGGUAUAAAUACCUUAAAGUUU
Messenger RNA from Pelmatolapia mariae (spotted tilapia), 2183 nucleotides. It is a transcript of the gene chrdl2, whose product is annotated as chordin-like 2. The transcript has 11 exons. The coding region runs from base 58 to 1386 and encodes 442 amino acids. Gene Ontology annotation, biological process: negative regulation of BMP signaling pathway; cell differentiation. Lineage: Eukaryota; Metazoa; Chordata; Actinopteri; Cichliformes; Cichlidae. Gene Ontology annotation, molecular function: BMP binding. The record is from RefSeq and is a predicted model, not a curated record.